Iphiclides podalirius (scarce swallowtail) is the source of this 489-nucleotide messenger RNA. The record is from the annotation of a GenBank genome assembly. NCBI's taxonomy places the organism in Eukaryota, Metazoa, Arthropoda, Insecta, Lepidoptera, Papilionidae.
AUGCUGCACGACGCGUGGCCCGGCGCCUGGCACCGCGCCGAGAGCUUCGAGCUGGAGGCGCUGAUCGCCGAGGUGAACAACAACUGCCCCAAAGAGGGCGAGGCGGAGAGCGGCGCGGCCGACAGCCCGCCCCCGGCCGCCAGCUACCAGGAGCUGCGGCCCGCACACGCGCGCGACAUGCAGCCCUACGCGCUGGACGAGCCGCUGUUCAAGGCGGGCGCCGAGUUCGCGCGCGCCAGGAGCCCCGAGCGCAGCCCGCCGCGCAUCCACUACGAGCCCUACGCGCCGCACGCGCCCCACGCGCCGCCCGCCGCCUACGCGCACGACCACCACGCCGACGGUCCAAAAGCCGCUCAUGAAAUAGACCGAUGUCUUCCACCGCAGAGCCCCAUCGAUGAGGCAACGCCAGCUGCAUUCGGCGUUCACACAGAUAGUGAUAAGGGGAUUUCGCAAGCGUUCGUAUCGUUCGUUUCUGCAAAACGUGUCGUU